Messenger RNA from Brassica oleracea var. oleracea, 450 nucleotides. RefSeq lists its product as uncharacterized. The transcript has a single exon. The annotation marks the transcript as partial. Lineage: Eukaryota; Viridiplantae; Streptophyta; Magnoliopsida; Brassicales; Brassicaceae. The record is from RefSeq and is a predicted model, not a curated record.
UACCCUGAUCAGACUACCUUUGAUAUAAAAAUGAAUCUUCUAAUAUGUUUUGUGCUAAUUUUGGCUACCUAUUACAGAUUUGGUACAGCUUGCUCACCGAAUAGUGUAGAAAUUCAUAAUCAACUCGGUCCUGAUAUUAUUCUCCAUUUUCAUUGCCGUUGCAAGAACCCAAAAUGUGAUGUAGGAAACCAGCAGUUAAAAUUUAAGGACUCUUAUUUCAAUAAGAAGAAGGAGAGAUCUCCAAUAAAUUUUGAAAGACAAGAAAUAAAUUGUCUUUUAAGGUAUGAUAAAUAUAACCUUGAUGUUCGUGUAUAUCGGCAAGCAGCUUUUCGAAGAUGUGGCAUAUUACGUUCAUGGCUGGCCGAAAAAGAUGGAAUUUAUUUUAAAACGCGUCGUAAUGAAACAUGGAGAUUUAGAUAUCAUUGGAAUGUUAGUAAAUAAUUUUUACUA